Molecule: messenger RNA, 1828 nt
Organism: Phodopus roborovskii (desert hamster)
Lineage: Eukaryota; Metazoa; Chordata; Mammalia; Rodentia; Cricetidae
Gene: Fbxo15
Product: F-box protein 15
Exons: 10
Coding region: 19-1734 (571 amino acids)
Molecular function (GO): protein binding
Source: RefSeq, a predicted model, not a curated record
GGCGAAGCCGGCGUCAGGAUGACCGGCGCGUGCGGCCCACGCCGCAGCCGGAAGUGCCCGGGACGUCGUCCCUCGGGAGACGGGCGCAGCGGUGUCCGCGGGGUGGCCCGGCCCACGCACGCACGAGCCUGGCCGCGCUGGCGCGCACGCGCGGGCGGCCGCGCCGCGGGAAGGUACUCUCGUGUCUCCAUGGCGACCGGACGCGGGCGGAUGCUGCGGCCGGGAUGUGUGGGCCUCCAGGCGCUGCGCGGGUCCCUUCGCGGUGGCGCCGCCGCCUGGGCCAGCGCGGGGGCGGCCGCGGGGCGGCCCGGGUUCAGGAAGGGUGCUGGGGUUAAAUUUGCUAGAGGCCCGCCCGUCUUAAAGCAGUAUACCAGGCAUGGCCAACACAAGGAGAAGUCUCCCAUCUGUCUUGUAUGCCUGGACAGAAUGCCCACCGAAGUCUUGCUGAAUAUAUUUUCCUACUUGGAUGCUGUGAGCUUGCUGUGCACGGGAUGUGUGAGCAGACGCCUUUAUCACUUGGCCAGUGACAAUCUUAUUUGGAUCAAAAUCUACUCAGCUGCCUUCUCACCGAGAAGGCCACACUGGAAAGUCAAUUCAGUGGAGGAGACAGCUACGUCUGUGAGUCUCCUGUCAGUUGAGGAUAAAGAAGCUGGGCACUGGAAGAAAGAAUAUAUUACGAAGCAGAUCUCGUGUGUGAAAGAAGCAUUAGCCCAAAUUGUCAAACCUGUCAACUCCUACACAGGUCUUCCUGUGAAAAUAAAAGAGGCUCUCAGAGUUUUCGGCCUACAUUUUGCAAUUAUAUUAAGAGAAAAGAGUGGAAAAGAACACAUCGUGCAGCACGUUGAUCUUUCCUUCAAUGACACAUCUGUCACCGUUGUGUGGUAUGACAAAAAUUGGCCACAUCUGACCACGUUGUCCACCCUGGAGCUGUGUGGUGUGACGCCAGUUUUUGCUGACCGGUAUAAACCCUUUGACCCCCGUGGACCACGAUGGCUGUCUUUAAUUGCAAAGUAUGAUCUGAGUCACUUAAGCAAGGCUGCCAUGGUUGGCUGUGAUAGACUUGUCCGGGCGUUCUGUCUAAAUCCUGGACUCCUGGUGGGGCUAUGGCAGAAGGAUGAUGGACUGGCUUUUGUCAUGGCAAAUCUUCAUUUUCAUCGCCUUGUGGAGAGAAGCACAUUAGGCUCAACCAUGCUCCCUUAUGUGCCGCCGCAUCCUCAGGGUCCCUUUGUGGACGACAGCCCGGACUAUGGGCUGCAAGGCUACCAGCUGCACAUCGACAUGCAUGGCGGCGGGACUUUCUACCUGUGCAGCACGCUCUACACUCUCUUCUCCAGCAAAGAGUGCAUUGAGAAUGGAUAUGCAAAGUUCAUGGUGAUAAAUUUAAACAAUAACAGAGAACACCUACCUCUUAUUGGAAAAGUUGGACUUACAUGGAGAACUACUAUUUUUGAUGGCUUUAUUGAGAGUUGCUCUUUCAUGGACCUGACGCUUCUGGAAGAGUACAGGAAGCCGUUUUGGUGUGUGAGUUCGCCAGUGUACCUGAGGUCUGCAGCCCACCCCUCUGACGGCCCUCAUUUCCUGGGGCACACUUACUAUGUGGACUACAUGGACUCAGAAGGAGGCGUGCACGUGGAGCUGGUAUGGAUCGAGGAGACAGAAGAAUACUUCAUUGUCAGCCUGGUCCUUUACCUCAGUGUAGCAAAAAUAAACCAUUGGUUUGGGACGAAAUACUGAGUUUAGCAGUAAGUGGCAAAGUCCUGUUACUAGUAAGCUGUUUAUUUUUUACAACUUUGUUUUAUUGAAAGUUAAAAUAAAGCAUAUCCAUGGC